AUGGCAAAUCAUGCCCUUCAGCCUGAGGACACCUGUCAGUUUCUGUCAAUCAGCAUCACGGUGCAGGGCAAGGUUAAAUACACAGGUGAAGUGAUAUAUAACUAUGACUAUGUGGAUGAUGAAGAAGGGGAGAGAAAGAAGGAGGUGGAGGAAAGAGACAUCGCCCAUUCAAAGAUAGAGUGGUUUGAUUCUCGCAGUAGACACAGGAGGAACACUGAUGAGAACCAGAAGACAGAUGUGGAGUAUGUGGUCUGUGUCAGCCAUGACCUGAGCAGGAACCUCUCUGGCAUGGCUAUCGCUGACAUUACGCUGCUUAGUGGCUUUGAGUCAGUGACUGCAGAUCUGGAAAAGAUUCAGGCCCCAGAGGGAAUAUCCGUACAAAUAAAAGGUCAUAUAAUUAUCCAAGCUCGUGUCUGCAACACCAAUGACACUGCUCCAGAGGAAGAGUUGGAGUUGGAUGGAGAUGAGAUAUUGUAUAUCGACUUUAAAAACAAAGAGAUCAUUCUUACCCUGCCUGACUUUGCUGAUAAGUUGGGGCAUUCUGAAGGCUGGUAUGAACAAGCACAGGGGGCGCAUGCUAUCUGCCUUAAUAACUUGGAUGUGUCUGUCAAAGCUCAAAAAUCCCCACCUGAGGCAAUAGAUCCUCCUGAGAGCACAGUCUAUGCAAGGGAGGAAGUUGAGCUGGGGAAGAAGAACAUCCUGAUAUGCUUCGUGAACAAUUUCUAUCCCGCUCCUGUCAAAAUGACGUGGACCAAGAAUAAUGCUGAAGUGAAGGAUGGAGUGACUCUAAGCCGCUACUAUCCCAACCGUGAUUUUACCUAUCAACAGUUCUCCACUCUGAGCAUCACUCCUGAGGAGGGGGAUGUCUACUCCUGCACUGUGGAGCACAAGGGGCUUGAAGAUCCCUUAACCAAGAUCUGGGAGCCUGAAGUUAACACUGAAUCAGACAUGGGAGCAACAGUGUUCUGUGGAAUCGGACUGACCCUGGGUCUGCUGGGAGUGGGAGUUGGAACUUUUUUCCUCAUAAAAGGAAAUAACUGCAACUAAAAGAGGUCUUCAUGAGGAUUCAAGGCCAAGCCAUGAAGAAGACUUAGCUAUUACUCAUGAUCAGGGUGUUAAAAUAAAUUUCCUUUAUGUUGUAAA
Conger conger (European conger) is the source of this 1143-nucleotide messenger RNA. Its product is annotated as H-2 class II histocompatibility antigen, A-U alpha chain-like. The transcript is spliced from 8 exons. Gene Ontology annotation, biological process: peptide antigen assembly with MHC class II protein complex; positive regulation of T cell activation; antigen processing and presentation of exogenous peptide antigen via MHC class II. Lineage: Eukaryota; Metazoa; Chordata; Actinopteri; Anguilliformes; Congridae. Gene Ontology annotation, cellular component: MHC class II protein complex; membrane; extracellular region. The record is from RefSeq and is a predicted model, not a curated record. Bases 1 to 1047 code for a protein of 348 amino acids. Gene Ontology annotation, molecular function: MHC class II protein complex binding.